AUGCGCGGGAAUUGCUUCAAGCUUUCAGGGAUGCAGUCAUGCAGUUACGGCCGCUCUGACAGCAGAAUGUUUGCCCGUGGGCUUCAAGCGAUCCCCCCCUGGUGGGAGGCCUACGACUGCCAGUGUGAGUCGCAGGCGUGUGGCAAUCCUUCGGUGACCUUCCGAAGCUUGUUCAGGGAUGAGGCGGGCGGGACGUGUGGCCCUCGGGCGCGAGCAGCCGGGGAUGGCCAACGAGUGAUCAGCUUCAGCCUCUUCGGCAACGACUCCGAGUACUGGAAGGGGCUGGGCCAGAUACUCCCUGAGGUUGAGAAGCUUUACCCUGGGUGGAAGGUCCGCGUGUACACAAACCCUCGGGGCCGUGCAGCUGCCCUCUGUCCACUGCUGCACCGCCACCCCUCGCUGCUGUUUGUGUGUGACGUAACCAACCUCCCGCCCCCCCUCGGCAACCUCUCCAGCGUGCACCCCAUGAUAUGGCGAGUGGCGCCCCUGGGAGACCCGCAAGUGGACACCAUGAUAGUACGGGACACUGACUCCCAGGCGGGCCAGCGGGAGGUGGCAGCGGUUCAGGAGUGGCUGGCCUCGGCCAAGGCGUUCCACGUUAUGAGGGACCACCCCAACCACGAUGUUCCCGUGAUGGGCGGGAUGUGGGGCGCCACAUGGGGCAGAGACCCCGCCAAAACUGGCAAGGAGAUGAGAACUCUCAGAGCCCGAAUCAUCUCUCGGACCGUUGGGAAGAAGAAUUACGGCCAAGACCAAGACGCUCUCAAGCAACCUAGCGCGGCGGCCAUGCUGCUGUGUAGUCCAUCAAAAGCUGAAAAACACACACUUCAUUCCCACCCAGAUUCCAACACCAUCUUCUGA
Messenger RNA from Eriocheir sinensis (Chinese mitten crab), 861 nucleotides. RefSeq lists its product as uncharacterized. Bases 1 to 861 code for a protein of 286 amino acids. Lineage: Eukaryota; Metazoa; Arthropoda; Malacostraca; Decapoda; Varunidae. The transcript has 5 exons. The record is from RefSeq and is a predicted model, not a curated record.